ACCAAUGAGAUCAGUUAGAAGGCGAACGUCGGUGAAUACGGAGCAAAUUAGCUAAAAUCGAAAUUAAAAAAAAAUCGACUAGCAAUAACAAAAGUUAAGCUCAGUGUCACAAACAGAAAACAACAAAAAUAAUUUUUAAAAACUCAAAAAGUACAAUUUAAGUGACUCAUUCUCCAAAUCUGUCGAAGAUGCAUUUGAAAUGUGACCUCAUCAUAUCGCUACUUGCUCUGAGCCUGUUUGCGCUUAGCGCCGUGCACAGCGCAGAAAAUAUGGACGCAGCUGAAGACUCAACCGAAGAGAGUAUGGAGCUGAGUCUACAGUCGACGGAGGUCAGCAAUGCUGCACCACCAAACACUGCAGAAUCGACGAUCGCAUCAACACAAAUGACGAAUCAGUUUGAAACCACAAAUAGUUUCGAAGAGCCACGCCCACAACUGCGUAAUAUUAAAACUCUGGACGAUCAUUGCCUCAAAGGCUUUUGCUACAACUUCAACUAUGGCCGACUCGAUGAGGUGGCUUUUUUCGAUAUCAAACCUGAUGUGCACAUCAAUAAAGACCGCGCCACCUACGACAUCGUCAACGAGCACAACUAUGACACGCUGAUCUUUGAGAAAUCGACCUUCGCACGUUUUCCGUUGCAUCUCUUCUAUGCGAUAGGUGUGAAGGAGUUGGAUAUGCGCAAUUGCUCCAUACAAGUGAUGACGUGGGAGUGCUUCCUCAUGUCACAAGAUUUGCGCAUCUUAUUGCUCUCCAACAAUCUCUUGCAGACAAUCGAAGCGUCAACAUUCAAAUUUGCCAGCGAUCUGCAAUAUCUUUUCCUCGAUUCCAAUCGCUUGACGCUUCUACAUCCCAGUAGUUUUGAGGGUCUAACCAAGUUACGUUAUUUGGAUAUGCACCAAAAUUUUUUGACGCAAUUGCCGGCUGGUUUGUUCGAUCAACUGCCUGCCUUGGAGGAGCUACAUCUGGACGAUAAUCGUUUGCAUACGCUUAACAAUCAGCUCUUCCUCAAUAAUCUGAAUUUGAAGAUUCUCACGUUGGGCGCGAAUCGUCUGCAAGACAUUGGCGAGAAUACAUUUCGGCGUCAGGCACAGCUUAUCAUCUUGGAUAUUUCGAACAAUCCCGAGCUACGUACGCUUGUCUUGAAGCUACAGUUGCGAAAUUUAGUGGCUUCCAAUUGCGCACUCCGGCGUGUCAAUAUUUACGGAUAUGUCCGUAAUGUCGACCUCAGCUACAAUCGCAUACUGGAGCUGUACUUUGCCGAACCGCAGCAGCUGGAGACGCUGAACCUACGCAAUAACUCACUCCAGCUGAUUGCCUCAUUAUCGCGUGCUACCAACUUACAAGUGCUGGACUUGGGCGAUAAUCCCGAGUUGGGCACGCUGCCCUCACCAUGGCUAGCCAAUGCUCUGAAACGUUUGGACCUUGGCAACACCGGUUUGCGUCAGCUGCCCAUUGAGGCAAUCGCCGACCAAGAGCAACUGAACUUUCUCAACGUCUCCUAUAAUCAAUUGCGUGAGAUCAAUCCGCUGAACUUCCCGUAUCUAGAACAAUUAAGUCAUUUCGAUAUACGUGCAAAUAAUUGGAAUUGUUACAAUUUAAAUAUUCUUAUGGAAAUUCUGCUAAACCCGCACAAAAUUAUUUAUGGUUAUGACGAAAUAGAUCCAGAGUAUCCGGGUACAUACAUCAAUAAGAUCGCGUGCAUGUAUCGUUUGGAGGAAGAUAGCGCAGAGGAGGACUUGGCUAUCAGCAAUCAACAACAGGUUGAGGCGGUGAGUGGAAAUACUCUUGGCCAAUUAGUGAAGCUGCGGAAGAAUACACAAGAGCAUGUGGAGACUUUUCGCAGAGAACUCAAAGCUAUUGUGGGCUUUUAUGAACAAAAAUUUGAUCACGCUUUUCGCAUGAUCGACGAUUUGAAUGCCCGUUUAGAGAAUUUUGAGCGUUUGAAUGAAACGAUUUUGCAGCAUGUCACGAUUACGGUCUAAAUUUUCGGGCACAAUUUAAUUUGUUUUAAUCUUAAGUUUAUCUAAAUGUUUUCCAGUGCAAUUCGAAGUGUUUAGUUUAUAUUUGUUUUUUUGGAAAAAUGAAUAAAGUUCACGAACUGUA
This is a messenger RNA of Anastrepha ludens (Mexican fruit fly), 2103 nucleotides long. Its product is annotated as leucine-rich repeat-containing G-protein coupled receptor 5-like. Gene Ontology annotation, cellular component: extracellular matrix. The record is from RefSeq and is a predicted model, not a curated record. Gene Ontology annotation, molecular function: protein binding. Lineage: Eukaryota; Metazoa; Arthropoda; Insecta; Diptera; Tephritidae. Bases 189 to 1982 code for a protein of 597 amino acids. The transcript has a single exon.